CUUGCACAGACCCUUGGCUGUGCCUCUCACAGCCCCCUUCAGCUGGGCCCAGCUGCCGCAUGCAAGAUUGUACAAAGGCUUGCAGACCCGCGCCGUCUGUCUGACCAUCAUCUGUUUGGUGUUCGGUCGCUCAACCUUUCCUGUUCACGUGCACUGCAUUGUUUUGCGUCUCACCACUCGACGACAUAUCAACCGCUCGCUCCCAAUCGAUAACUAACGGCCGCUGACGUCGCGCCGCGUCUUGAACACUCCACGACUCGUUCACUCUGCACCAACACCGCAAUUAUGGGAAAAGCAGGGCGCAUCGCGUGCAUCAUCACGCCUAUGGCGUUGACAAUUGCAUCCCUCAUCUGUUUCCUGCUGGUCAUGGUCGGGCAGCUGGGCCACAACAACAAGGCUCCCUCGACGUCGCUGGGGCAAGAUCUGUACUUCUUCAAGGCAGACACAAGUAACUUUACAUCGAACCCGCAAACCAUCCUAAACAAGAUCAACAACGCCAGCGACAGUCUCGACAUCAAUAGCGACCUUCUCGACGCCCUGAGCGGUGCCGCCUCCUCCAAGAAGCUCAAGGCCUUCUACCAGGUCGGUCUGUGGUCGUACUGCACGGGCGAGAAGACCGACGGCGUCGAGAAAAUCACAUACUGCUCCUCCUCGAACACCCAGUUCUGGUUCAACCCUGUCGAAGUCUGGGGUCUGCAGAACACAUCGGUACAGAACGUGCUUGGCGAUGAUCUCCAGAAGGGCCUCAACACGUACAAGAAGGUUGCGGGCUGGAUGAACUGGGCGUUCAUCAUUGCGACGGUGUUGACUGCUGCCGAGUUCGUCGUUGGGUUCUUUGCCAUCUUCUCCAGGUGGGGAAGCCUGGUCACCACCAUCCUCUCGACUGCAUCAUCCGUCUUCGCCAUCGCCGCCGCCGCAACCGCAACCGGCGUCUACGGCGUGCUGACCGGCGUGUUCCACACAGCGCUCGAGCCCUACAACAUCGACGCGUCAAUGGGCAACAAGAUGCUGCAAGUCAUGUGGGUCGGCGUUGCCUUCAGCAUCGCCUCUGGUCUCUUCUGGACACUCAGCGUGUGCUGUUGCUCCGGCAAGAGCGGGCACAAGAAGAUGGUCGUCGAGAAAACGCCAUACACGUACGAGCGCGUUUCGAGCCCGGCGUUCGGUCAGCAGGGUCAUCAGUUGCAGAAUGCACCAGCGUUCAAGCCCAGUGGGCACGGGCAGAGCGGGACGGCCUAUGAGCCUUACCGCGGUCAGGUUUAAGGCCGGAAUGUUGGGGCUGCGAGAGAGGGUCUGUAGGAGUGGCGGACUAGGGGGGAGAAGAGGUGAUGCGUUUCACGACAUGGACGACAUUUGUGCGAUUCUUGUUCAUAUACCAUGGCGUUAAUGCGGGAAUACCUCGCUGCUCCAUGUGGCUGAGACGCGGACUUGCAUUUUGAGUAUCACAAUUCCAUGCUUCUAUCAAACACGUCUACUUCGUCUGCUA
This is a messenger RNA of Didymella exigua CBS 183.55, 1483 nucleotides long. RefSeq lists its product as uncharacterized. The transcript has 3 exons. Bases 325 to 1260 code for a protein of 311 amino acids. Gene Ontology annotation, cellular component: plasma membrane; cell cortex of cell tip. Gene Ontology annotation, biological process: fungal-type cell wall organization. NCBI's taxonomy places the organism in Eukaryota, Fungi, Ascomycota, Dothideomycetes, Pleosporales, Didymellaceae. The record is from RefSeq and is a predicted model, not a curated record.